This is a messenger RNA of Plenodomus lingam JN3, 1425 nucleotides long. RefSeq names its product Mannan polymerase II complex anp1 subunit (gene ANP1). Lineage: Eukaryota; Fungi; Ascomycota; Dothideomycetes; Pleosporales; Leptosphaeriaceae. Gene Ontology annotation, biological process: protein N-linked glycosylation; cell wall mannoprotein biosynthetic process. Gene Ontology annotation, molecular function: alpha-1,6-mannosyltransferase activity. The record is from RefSeq and is a predicted model, not a curated record. Gene Ontology annotation, cellular component: mannan polymerase complex.
AUGUCCAGCGCGUUGUUCCCAUCGCAGCUUCCCGCUCACCUCCUUUACCACCACGACUCCAAGAGACACGAUUCUGACUACAAUCACCCAUGCAGAUUCCAACCGCGGUCACAGCCUGCGCUUAGACGGCGGAGACAACUAAUCCAGCGCCUGCUCUUAGCUGCCUCGCUCUUCUUCACCGGUCUUUUCUUCUUUUUCCCCAAUCUGCGGCCAAACCUGGGCUCGGGUCCGAUUAGCUUCCUCACGUCGAGUGAAGACUCGCAGCUUGAGACGGUCCGAUACUACGAUCUGAACAAUGUGCAGGGCACCGCGCGGGGGUGGGAGCGCGAGGAGCGCAUACUCAUUUGCGCCCCAUUGCGCGACGCCUCACCCCACCUGAACAUGUUCUUCAGUCAUCUGAAGAAUCUCACCUACCCGCACAACCUCAUCGACCUCGCUUUCCUCGUCGGAGACUCCAAGGACAACACCAUCUCUCUUUUGACGGAGAAAUUAGAGGAACUACAGGCCAAUCCUGACAGGAGACAACAGUUUGGUGAAAUCUCCGUCAUGGAAAAGGAUUUUGGACAAAAGGUCAAUCAAGACGUUGAGAGUCGACAUGGCUUCGCGGCGCAAGCCAGUCGUCGUAAGUCCAUGGCUCAGGCGCGCAACUGGCUCCUCAGUGCUGCUCUGCGACCGACACAUAGUUGGGUGUAUUGGCGCGACGUCGAUGUCGAGACUGCACCUUUCACCAUUCUCGAGGAUCUUAUGCGCCACAACAAGGAUGUCAUUGUACCAAAUGUCUGGCGACCCCUACCUGAUUGGCUUGGCGGCGAGCAGCCAUACGAUCUCAACUCCUGGCAAGAAUCAGAUACUGCUCUUGCCCUCGCAGAUACAUUGGAUGAAGAUGCCGUCAUCGUUGAGGGAUAUGCAGAGUACGCGACGUGGCGCCCACAUUUGGCUUAUCUACGCGAUCCGUACGGUGACCCAGACAUGGAGAUGGAGAUUGACGGUGUCGGCGGUGUCAGUAUUCUGGCCAAGGCCAAAGUGUUUCGAUCUGGCGUCCACUUUCCCGCUUUCAGUUUUGAGAAGCAUGCGGAGACCGAGGGCUUCGGUAAAAUGGCCAAGCGCAUGAAGUUCUCGGUCGUCGGACUCCCGCAUUACACGAUUUGGCAUUUGUAUGAACCCAGUGUUGAUGAUAUCCGACACAUGGAGGAAAUGGAGAAGGAGCGCAAGGCAAAAGAAGCGGAAGAGGAAGCGAAGAAGGCCAAGGAAAAGAAGCUCAAGGAUGCUUUCGAUGAAAAGAAGAGUGACUGGGAGAAGGACAAGGCUACCGUUCAGGCGCUAGUCCAACAAGCAAAGAACGAAGAAAAGGAGAAAGCAGAGAAGGGCAAGGGGGGGCCAAAGCCGGCGGCAGGCAUACCGCCAAAGAAGGAAGAGAAGUCGUAG